AUGAGUGAUGAAAAAAGGUCUCGGAGCUCUUCUAGGGAGAAGCAUGGGAGAAGCAGAGAGAAGUCCUCUCCAGGGAACAAAAAAGAGAAGACGGCACACAGACAGAAAACCAGCAAAGAGAGGCAGCAAUCCAACCAGAAGAAAUUUAAAAAGGACACCAAAAGCACCCUUCAAGUAGGCAACCAAAUCCAUACUUCCACAGUGGUUGAUGUGGAUGAUGUGGUGUCAUUUGAUGAAGAAAUGGAGGUGAUGGCCUUGCUUGAAAGUGAGAAGCAGGAGGAAGGCUUAAAGUCUCCAGGUUUAGGCAUCUGUGAGUGGCUUCUUGUCAUCCUCUCACUCUUUCUCAUCAUAAUCACAUUUCCCAUUUCCAUCUGGUUCUGUAUGAAGAUUGUACGAGAAUAUGAGAGAGCUGUUUUAUUCCGAUUUGGUCAUAUUCUUCAUGGAAGGCCAAGAGGGCCUGGCUUGUUUUUUCUCCUUCCCUGUCUGGAUACUUACCACAAAAUAGACAUUCGUCUCAAAACUUUAGAGAUUCCUUUAUGUGAGGUAAUCACCAAUGAUAUGGCUGUUUUAGAAUUAAAUACUGUCUGCUACUAUCGAAUGGAGAAUGUUACUCUGCUGAUGACCACGCUCGCUAAUCGUUCUAAUGCAGUUCAGAUGCUGGUACAGACUAUCACAAAGCGCUUGCUGGCACAUUGGACUUUCACUGACAUACUGAUGGAGAGAAAGAACAUCAGCCAGGAGAUAAAGGUGGCCGUGGAUGCCAUCACCUGUCAGUGGGGGAUUAAAGUUGAGCUGACAGAAAUUAAAGACAUUCGGCUGCCAGCUGAGCUCCAGGUGUCACUAUCUGCACAAGCAGAAGCCCAGCGUCAUGCUAAAGUGAGGGUGAUCGCUGCUGAAGGUGAAAAAGCUGCUUCUGAAUCUCUGAAGAUCGCAGCUGAGACAUUGUCUCAUACUCCAGCUGCUCUCCAGCUCCGUUAUCUUCAUACUCUGCAGAACUUGUCUUCUGAAAAACCUCCGACCCUUGUUCUGCCUUUACCCUUUGACCCCCUGAGCCUUUCAGUUGCAGUAAAUCAAACAUCCCUUGGCUACAACUCUUCAGGUUGUGACAAUAAUCCAGAAACUUCCAAGGGCAAGGACUCCCCCAUGUUAUAG
This is a messenger RNA of Ahaetulla prasina, 1152 nucleotides long. It is a transcript of the gene NPHS2, whose product is annotated as NPHS2 stomatin family member, podocin. Gene Ontology annotation, cellular component: plasma membrane. The transcript has 8 exons. Lineage: Eukaryota; Metazoa; Chordata; Lepidosauria; Squamata; Colubridae. The coding region runs from base 1 to 1152 and encodes 383 amino acids. The record is from RefSeq and is a predicted model, not a curated record.